AUGGCGCCCAUGUCCGAGGAGGACCUGGAGUGGUUCAAGUCGACUUUCCACCCCAUCCCCAAGCCGGAGAUCCCUGACGAUAGCGUCGAUUAUUCUCUUUACUAUAUUCCUUCCAGCCCCGCCCCCGCGGUGGUCGACGAAGUCGCUGAAACGCGUGCGAGAUUGGUAGAGGUGCAACGUACCUCUGCAGAAUUGGUAAAAGACCUUCUAAAGGAUUAUAUCUGGCAACGUGAAAGCUUUCGGCUGGAGAUCACGAAAGAUAAUGCCACUGACGGAUACCUAGGAGUCACCUCUUUGCAUGGCCGCACCAACUUCGGAGAUUCAAUUGAGGACGAGUGGGUGAUCGUAUAUCUGUUGCGCGAGUUGACUAAGAAGCACAAAAAUGUCUGGGCGAAAGCUGUGGAUGGUGAUGGUCAGUUCCUUUUGGUGGAAGCUGCCGCCACGCUACCUGCUUGGCUGGAACCUGAGGUAGCAGAUAACAGAGUCUGGAUUAACCAAGGUCAACUUGUCAUAAUUAAGCCCAAGAACGAUAAGAAAGAUAGAGUGACAGAGAAGAUAUCGCUGUCGGAUGCAAAGAAGAUCAUCAUGGAGGAGCCGGGGCGUCUUAUGAGAUCUACCAUGAUUCAGGAGGAGGCGUUCUACCGCUUGCGUAACUAUCCCCAACAGAUCAACGAAAACCUUCACUCCGCGUUCGUGACCAUCCCUCGCAAAAUUGCCUUCCUACUUCAUCAGAAGCCCGCAUAUAUCUCUGCCGCUGUCGAAGCCUUCUAUCUGCGCGACCCGAUUGCACUGCGACCUCUUCGAUCCAAGGAUGCCGACAGCUUCAUCUUCAAGCCUGAAGAUUUCGUCACCGUGAGCGUCCGCUUCACGCGGGUUGGAUAUGCUCAACUCAAAAGCCAGGACUUUCCAGUACCGAAGUCAUGGAACGAUAAACUACCCACAACAGAUGAUCAGAAAGCAUAUGAUCGGGCCGAGAUAGGCAUGAAAUUGGCUUGUGGAUUUGAGAUGCUUCUCACGGAUCCUCAAAAUCAAGACAAGACAGCAGUCAGGGAAAUGAAGCUUAUUUUGGAAGACCUGGAUACUGGUGAUGAACAACUGCCCACGGACAAAGACAUCGAAGCCUGGGACAAGCGGCAAGAUGACGAGAAAUGGCUCGACAUCAGCUUUGAAGACUUAGAUCGGGAGCUCAAAGGCAAGGGGAAAGACAAAGACGGUAGACCGCUCGCCGAGGGUACCUUUGGUGAUGCGAACGCGCAAGAAAAUCUUCAGCGUAUUGUGGCGCAAUUCGAGAAGUUCCUGAAUGAUGAUUCGGCUGGCUUCGAAGGAGCAGAAUUCUUCGAUGACUAUGGCACUGAUACUGACAAUGAGGAUGAGGAUGAGGAUGAGGAUGAGAUGAGCAGUGAUGGUGAAGAUAAAGAGGCUUCGUUUGAUGAAGAGGAAUUUUCGAGGAUGAUGAAGGAAAUGAUGGGAAUGCCAUCAGGCGGCUCUGGCCUGCCGGGCUCGUCUCGGCCUUCGAAGCCGCGGGGGCGAGUGGAGGAACUGGAUAGCGAAUCCGAGGAUGACACCGAGCAGAUUAAGGAACUUUCGAAGCAAAUGGAGGCAGAAUUGAAAGGCACGGGAGUGCUCGACCUCAAUCGCAAGCCCAAGACAGCCGGUGACAAGCAGGCUUUGGCUGAUACCAAGUCAGGUGAAGCGGAAGACGAUGAUCUACCUGAACUGGAUGAGGACGACAUUGACAUCAACUUCGCAAAAAACCUUCUUGAAAGUCUUCAGGGCCAAUGUGGCGCGGCUGGCCCUGCAGGAAAUAUGCUUUCUAUGAUGAAUCUAGCUAUGCCCAAAGACGAUCGUCAUCGCUGA
Molecule: messenger RNA, 1857 nt
Organism: Aspergillus niger
Lineage: Eukaryota; Fungi; Ascomycota; Eurotiomycetes; Eurotiales; Aspergillaceae
Exons: 3
Coding region: 1-1857 (618 amino acids)
Cellular component (GO): nucleus
Source: RefSeq, a predicted model, not a curated record